Messenger RNA from Grus americana (Whooping crane), 4490 nucleotides. RefSeq names its product cilia and flagella associated protein 92 (putative) (gene CFAP92). The transcript has 21 exons. Bases 209 to 4108 code for a protein of 1299 amino acids. The record is from RefSeq and is a predicted model, not a curated record. NCBI's taxonomy places the organism in Eukaryota, Metazoa, Chordata, Aves, Gruiformes, Gruidae.
CUACAGUCCAGAUCUUUGCCUUAGUUAUGCUACCUCUGUAGGAUUUAGACAAGAAGAUCUUGCAUACAUAAAAGGAGAAAAUCUGGAGUUCAGAGGGAAUGGUCAGAGUUUACAGUUGUGGCAGCCAUGAGAACUGAUCGCCCAACACUAUAGAUUCCUUGAAGAGCUUCAAACUGCCUUUGAGUCCAUUGUCUGACUGCACAUCAAGAUGGCAAAGGAAAAGCAUAAGAAUUCAAAGGCAGAGGAAGAAGAGGAGGUGGAGGAGGAUGAUAAAGAGGAGAUGACAGACUUGAACACAAUCUGCUCUGAAAGCACUUUUGAAACUGAAAACCUAGAGGUGUCUGCGGGUGUUGGACAUCUGACUUCAGAGGGUGAAACCAGCAGGCUCCUCCCGACUGAAAACAGCUGGGUGGGACUGGAUGACUCCCAUCCCGUGACCUGCACAUUCACAGUCUCACUAGCCAUCCCUGCCCUGCCUGCAGGACAAAAGCAGAAGACAUCCAAUCCCCCUGGUAUGCGAGGAGAGAGAAUUCAAGUUGAUGAAUCGGGAGCUCUUCCAAGAAUGCAACGUUACUAUCACAUUGAGUACUUCCUUCUGCCAGAUGACCUCGUACCUAGAAAACUGGAUUUCGUGGUGUUUGGGGUGGCUGCAAAGCUGUUUACAGAAUCUGAUUCCAAGGCUGUUACACCGUGGUUUGAAAAUGACAAGAUGUGGGUAUCAUGGAACCAUAGUGUGGAUAUCAGUGUCACUAAUGAAUAUCUAAUAAAACUAAGAGAUCACAAAAUAAUUUUAAAGAUCUGGGAUACCAAGGACAAAGUUUCCUCCAAAGCGAAGCUUAGUAAACCAAACAUCAUUUCUUCACUAGAAGGGGAUGAAGAGGCUGUUGGUGGGGUAAAACAUACAGUGCUAUUGCAAAGAAAAUACUUAGAAGAGAGUCAGCCAGCACCCAGCUGUACAAAAAUCAAAGCAGCAAAGGAAUCCAGGGCACAGGAGGAGUCGUCAGCCCUUCCUGUUGAAGGCUUAUUCAAACUCAUCCUCGACACGGAAGUGAAAAGCAAUCCUCAAAACACAGAAAUGCUUACUAACAAAUAUAAAACCUGUUGUAACUCAACAGAAGAAACUGAUCUGAAUGGGCUAGCAACAUCUAAUUGUGGUUUGCCACAUCCAUCAAAGACAGAUGACUUACGUACAGUGAGAUUUCUGGACAAGGCCCGACUUCUGAAGCAGAAAGCAGUUGCUGGUCCCCCAGUUAAUUCACCUUCAAAAGAAAUUAAGAAAACAAAUGAUAACGUGGGAAUUGUGACAUACAAAGCAGACAAAACAGCCACCACAAAUGGUAGAAGAGGUUCUAGUCCUAAAAGAAAUAUUGGUGCUACUGCAGCAAAGAAAUAUGGCAUUGCUUCACUGCAGUUAGAGCUCAUGCCUCUCCUCUCAGGAGAAAAGUCAGUGAUCAGUCGUCUAGCAGAAAACAAUCCUAAAGUUUUAGAAGCUUAUGUGACUUUCACUGUGGAAACACCUCUUCUGUCUGAAAGACAAAGACAUGAAUUGAAUCCACUGAUUAUAAGGAUUAAUUCGGCUACCUGCCUCCCAAACACACCUGUACCAAUAGAAGUGCUGCAGAGAUUAUGUGUUCCCACCUACUGCAAAUACAAAUUUCACAACUUCCCACCUCAUCAAACUCAUGGACAAAUCCAUGGAACUCACGUCUACUUUAAGGAUGUUAAUGUACUUCUAACAGGGACAAUGAGACCUGGGGAAUUACAGAGGUACCUUAGAGGUCCGCCUUUGGAGAUUGAAGUUCAUGACCGGGAUAGAAACAUGGAAAAUGACACAAAAAAGCCAUGUUUGUUUGGGGAGGAUGAAGCUGAUGAAAAAGUGGGUAAGGUGAGCUUCCUUGCUUGCACAUCCACAGUCUGUAAUUCUUCUACGAAGAACAAAGCGUGGCAUCCACAUGGGGUAGCUAAAGUCAGUCUAACUGAUUUACUGUUGGGUAAAAAGUACUUGACUAUCAGUGCUCCCAUCCAUAACUGUUCAGCUCCAAAUACAUCUGCUUUCAGUGAGGAGGAUAAAAAUAAGAAAAUAACAGAAUCCAUGAGUAGUUCUUCCCUGCUACCUAUGGGACAUUACCUAGAAUCAGACUCACUUUUGAAAGUAAGAGUGGAAAUAGCUGUGCCAUUGGGAAUGCACACAGAAGCUGAUGAUGCUCAAGUCACAAGUUGCCCAUACGGUUGUAUAAUCUACAUUUUUGACUACAAUAAUUCAUUGUUAUUACAUGAUUUGGUGGAAGAGAUUACAGAAAUCAAUGCUAAAGCCCUCCAGCUGGGCUGCUAUCCUGUACACUUAAUGGGAAUGGCUCUUGCUGCAUUAAAACUGAAGAUCACACUUGAGAAAGUUUCUGAGUUGGAUAUUGUUACUGGUUUUCACUUAUUGGAUGGAGCAACUCAUCUCUUUGUCUUGGAGGGAUUAAAAGACAAAGCAAUCAAGAAACUCUGGGAUAAACACUUUGAAAGGGCUUACAGACAGGAAGAUGGACAACUGGAAAUACUAUAUAACUCACAACUGUCUUUCCAUCAACGCCUGUAUACAGACCUGGAAGCUAUCUUUUAUCAUUUCCGCCUCUGUAAGCCCCUCUUCACUAUAACAAAACAGCCUCUGCUUUAUGUCAGAGGUAUGGUUCCUUGGGCGUGUUUCCAAGCCUUGUCCAGGCUCAGUUACCUCUGUCACAGUAAGAGGUUGAAGGACGUAAUUCAUGGGGAUCUGCUGCCCUCAGCAGAGAUGAUCACAGUCUUGAGUCGCGAGUAUGGAGUUCCCCUAACUGAUGAGGAUCUCUUCGCUCAGAAACCUCCUUUACUCUUGGUUUCCUCUGAUGAUUACACAGUACCAGGAAAAGUUAACGAAGUGAAACAGGCAGUAUAUUCUUCAUUAGAUAACUGCAAUGAAAUGCGUGUGCAGCGGAAGAAAGAAAUAGCAGACAGAAUGUCUUUUGAGAGAAACCAUAUUAGGGCUAACAUUGGUGCUGUAUGCCAACUCAAAGGAAAGAUGAAAAAGCCAAAGUUUGAAGCUUUCAGGAUUUCCCCUGCUGAUGGCAAAUCUGUCUUUAACUACAGCUCUCAGAGCCUGAAUUCUGCAGAACUUGCAAAGAAGCAUCUUCGCCAGGAAAUGGCAAAGGAACCACAGAACAGAUUCACUUAUUGUCAUGACUAUCUGUCAGCCACAUUUGACCCAGUGGAUGUGGUUGCUGCCUGUAAGGAAUCCUUUGCAAAAUCCAAGAGUAUGUGGCUGUCACCAGAUGGAUUUGUAUUUCCUGGAUUUAAGAGCAGCGUUGAAAGCAACCUGCACCCUCGGAGGCCUGAUAAGGCACGUCUGGAGGAGCUAAGUGAGAAAUGGCAGGAGAAUGCUCUGCAUGCUAACAUGGAGCCAGUGCUGUCACGAGAUAGAUGGAGCUGGGACAAACGGCACGUUGAUUUUGAUCUUUACAAGAAGCCACCUGAGCUCUUCAUGACAACAGCCCCACGGACUGAUGCUAAGCAGAUUCUGCAAACUAUGUAUGAUGAUACCAAGCUGAAAGCUCACCGGCGCUCCACAGCAGCUGAGUUAUCCACCCGUGGGCCAAGGGCCAGGUUUCAGCUACAGAAGCUCCAAGGACUUCUGAAAGAUGAACCUCGGGAAUUCUCACUCAGGAGGGCAGGACUGGUUUUGAAGGCUUCCUGUACCUGCUUCAAAUGCUGGCCUGCCUCUCAAACCGUGUGCUUUACUUACUGCUCCGCCGUCCCAGCCCUGUCAGCGUUGGCCGAGCAGCCCCGUGAGCCCGGGAAGAAGAGCAGCUUUGUACCAGGUCCUGCGGAGCAGCACAGCUUCCCGUGGCACAAGAACGUUACCCCCGGCACAACAGAGAGCGUGAGAAGGGGGGGAAACUCCAAGGUGCAGACUCCAAGUUACUCUGCUAUGAACGUUUGUUUACAAGAGAGAACAAUCUGCAAGAGCAGGAGGACGCAGCACCAUCCUCACAACAGGAAGAUCCUCUCCAGAAUGAUACGCCAGAGCAAACUUAUUCUGGGUACAGCUACUGCGUGUCAGAGUUGGGAUGACCUCUUCACUCAACGCUGACUACAAGACAUUUUGGGUAAUAAAUGCACACACAGAAUCUGAAGUCUCAAGGCCAGUGAAGAUGAACGUUAAUCAAUUUGGCUUUGUCUAACAAUUAUAGCAAAUUUACUUGUCCUGUAGUGUAACUGUUACAUGACACUUUAAAUGAACUACUAUACAAUCACCUGUGUGUCAAAUGCUCACUGUACUGUCAAUAAAUUUAUUGAUAAAAUAUUGUUGUUGUUAUACAUUACUACUUAUUCAUGAUUUUAUGGAAAGAGUUUGGGAAGAACUGCAUGGUAUCAGCAGGUUUAGGAGAACAUGCAAAUUUGUAUUUCAUUCAUAAAUGUGUAUGUAUGUACGUGUUAAAGUAUUUUAAAUACUUUGAUAGCAUGCAACUCAU